AUGAAGGCUGAACACAACACAUUUGGAAUUGGUCAGUUUGAGGAUGAUAGCGAUGAUGAAGAUGAUGAUGAUGAUGAUGAUGAUGAUUCGGAUGAUGAUGAUGAUGAUGAUGAUUCGGAUGAUGACGAUGAUGAUGAUCAUAACUUUAAAGAGAGAGUUCAAGGCGAUGGUGGUAAUGAGGUUGUUGUUGACAAUGAUGAUGACUCGGAUGAUGACGAUGGAGAUGAUGAUGAUGAUGAUGAUGAUGAUGAUGAUGAUGAUGUUAUUCAUGCUGCUGCCGCAGAUUAUGGUUAA
Molecule: messenger RNA, 294 nt
Organism: Echinostoma caproni
Lineage: Eukaryota; Metazoa; Platyhelminthes; Trematoda; Plagiorchiida; Echinostomatidae
Source: the annotation of a GenBank genome assembly